AUGUCCCAAAAGCUAAUUGAAGAAAAUAUCCCAGACUGCUUUUUAUGCCCCAUAACUCAAGAAUUAAUGCAAGAUCCAGUUAUAGCAGCUGAUGGCCAUACUUAUGAGCGUAAAGCAAUUAAGAGAUGGCUAAAAACCGGCAAUAGACGAAGUCCUUUAACUAAUGAAAGUUUAACGAACAUGACUUUUAUCGAAAAUUAUCUUGCAAGAUCUUUAAUUCAUGAAUUUAUAGAAAAUCAAACCAAGACAACUCAAAGCUGCGAUUUAAUAAGGAAUAAAGAAGUUGAGUUCAAAUCUAAAGAAAAAUGCUUAAAAGAUGAAAUUAAUAAAAAGAGCCAAGAAAUUAAUUCCUUGUUAAGCAGACUAGAAACUCAAAGAAAAACGAAAAAAAGACACACAAUUUUUGAUUAUACUGCAUUUAUCGUUAUUCUUGGGAUGUUAUUUUAUAACUCAGCUGAUAGGUUUGUUAAAAGCAGCGAAAUAUAUUCAAGCAAAUUCAAUACAAUUGAAUUUGAGAGCUCAAAGUUGGUUUUAGCUCAGCCUGUUGAAUACCAAUCAUCGAAAAUAUCAGCCACUUCAAAAGAUGGGAGCCAUUAUGCAUAUGCUGAUUCUAAUUACAUUUUUGUAAUUAAUACAGCUACUAAUGAAAAUGAAAUUUCAUUAAGGCAUAAUUCUUCCGAAAUUACCUUUAUCCAAUUUUCCAAUAGCGGGAAGCUUUUAGCUUCUGGAAAUAGAGAUAAUGAAGUCACUUUAUGGAGCUUAGAAUCCAAAAAGAAAAUAAAAGACUUCAUGGGGCACAAAAAGGCUAUCUCCGCUAUUGAUAUCUCAGCUGAUGAAAAAUUGGUAGUUUCUGGGGGUUGGGAUGGAAAAGUAAUUCUUUGGGAUAUCGAAUCUCAGCACCAAAAUGGAAUUUUUGGCAAAAUGAAUGAUAAAACAAGCUGGGUUACAGCAAUAAAAUUUUCCCCUGAUGGAAAAUUAAUUGCGUCAAGCCAUGGAGAUUUUGCUAUUAAUAUUUGGAAUAUUGCAGACAAAAAAAUUAUAAAGCAAAUAAAAGGGCAUCAAAAUUGGAUACAGUCUGUUGCCUUUUCAGAUUGUGGAAAAUUUUUGAACUCAAAAAGCAUUGAUGGAACUAUUAUAAUAACUAAAAUAUUUAAUUAA
Molecule: messenger RNA, 1158 nt
Organism: Blepharisma stoltei
Lineage: Eukaryota; Ciliophora; Heterotrichea; Heterotrichida; Blepharismidae
Source: the annotation of a GenBank genome assembly